Molecule: messenger RNA, 1794 nt
Organism: Myiozetetes cayanensis
Lineage: Eukaryota; Metazoa; Chordata; Aves; Passeriformes; Tyrannidae
Gene: TYSND1
Product: trypsin like peroxisomal matrix peptidase 1
Exons: 4
Coding region: 1-1527 (508 amino acids)
Biological process (GO): protein processing; regulation of fatty acid beta-oxidation
Cellular component (GO): peroxisome
Molecular function (GO): serine-type endopeptidase activity
Source: RefSeq, a predicted model, not a curated record
AUGGCGGCGGCCCCGCCGUGCUGCGCCGUGCGGGUGCGGGGCGCGCCGGGGGCUGCGGGGCCCCGCGGCGGCUGCAGCGGGGUGGUGCUGAGCCGCCGGCCCGCGAUCGUGCUCUGCCCUGCCGCCCCCUUCGCGCCCUUCCUGCGCGCCGGCCCCGCCGCCUGGGAGAGCCCCGCGGCGCUGGCGCCCAGCGCGCUGCGGCCGUGCCCGCGGCCCCGCGUGUUGGUGCCCGGGGAGCGGGGCGCGCCUUGGGAGCUCGGGGCGCGGCUGCUGGCGCUGGUGCCCUGCGCGCCCUUCCGCAGAGCGCUGGAGCGCGGCUUCGGGCCGGCCGAGCGGUGGCGGUUCGGGGCGGCGGCGGAGGAUGAGGAGGGUGGCGGUGCGGACCCGCGGGCGCUGCCCUGGUUCGCCUGGCUGCGGGUGCCCGCGCUGGACGAGCCCGCGGGCGGGUGGGCGGCGCGGGGCAGCGCGGGCUGCCUGCGGAAGGGGCAGGCGCUGCUGGCCUGCGGGACCCCCUUCGGAGACCUGUGCCCCGAGCUGUUCCUGAACACGCUGAGCCGGGGGGUGGUCAGCAACCUGGCGGGCGAGGAGAACGCGCUGGUGCUCACGGACGCGCGCUGCCUGCCCGGCACCGAGGGCGGCGCCGCCUUCGUGCCCGCGCCCGGCGGGCCGCGCGUGGUGGCCGUGAUCGCCGCGUCCCUGUGCUGGAAGGGCGCCGAGUGGGUCGGGCUCACGCUGCUCUGCUCGCUCGCCGCCAUCCUGCGCGGCAGCGCCGCCGUGCUGGGCGAGGCCGCGGUCGCGGUGCCGCCCGUGCCCGCCUGGGUGGCAGCGGUGCCGGCGAGCAGCGGGCGGGACCCGCUGGGCUGGACGGCGCUGGUGGAGUGCGGCGCGACGUGGGGCUCCGGGGUGCUGCUGGCGCCGAGGAUGCUCCUCACCUGCCGGCACGUGGUGAUGGCCAGAACCCCGCUCCGUGUGACGCCGGCAGCUGGCCCUGGACGGGAUGCCGCAGACCUCAGGGGACGCGUGGUGUUUGCCACCGAGGAGUCGUCCCCCUUUGACGUGGCCGUGGUGGAGCUGGAGGAGAGCGUGCCAGGCUUCCUCCCCCCGUGCCUGGCAGACACCUUCCUCCCAGGAGAAGAGGUGAGCGUGGUGGGCUUCGGUGCCCUGGGGCGGGUGUGCGGCCCCUCGGUGACAGCGGGGAUCCUCUCGGCCGUGGUGGCAGUGGAGGGGCAGCCGGUGAUGCUGCAGACCACCUGCGCCGUGCACGGGGGCUCCAGCGGUGGCCCCCUCCUCUCCUCCCGCAGCGGGUGCCUCAUGGGGAUUGUGGCCAGCAACACCCGGGACAACAGUGCAGGGGCCACCUACCCCCACCUCAACUUCUGCAUCCCCAUCACGGUCCUGCAGCCCCUGGUGGUGCGGUACCGUCGCACCCGUGACCCCGGUGCCUUCGCCGGGCUCAACUGCGCGGCACAGGGGGUGCGGGCGGCCUGGAAGCUCCAGCAGCAGCCAGGACCCUCCAGCAAGCUCUGACCCCCCCAUCCCAGGGGGCUUGUGCCGUGGACCGAGGUGCCAGGGGUGGAGCUGCUGCAGCCCCUUUUCACUGUGGGGCCCGAGCGCCUGGACCCCACAGAGCCGGUGGAGGGUGGGCAUUCUGAGGCAAGGGACACCACACAGUGCCUUUGCCAGCUGCUGACAGGCCCAAAUUGGGGAGAUUUGGGGUUUGUAUUGUUUUAGUUUCUCCCCUGAGCCAUAAAUGCUGUGAGUUGAGGCCCUGGUGUCCCGUGGUGCUGAGCGGCU